AUGGCCAGCGCACCAAUGCGCAUCCCCACGCCGGUGGGCAGCCGCCCACCAUCGCGCACGCGUGCCCCGCCAUCGAGCGACGAGCUCGACCUGAGCCAUCUGUCCCUCAGCCCCCCAGAGCUGGGGUACGGCUCGAGCCUGUCCCCUCCACAGCUGUACAGCGGCCACCUCGCCCCCGGCGCCUCCGGGGUAGGCGAGAGCCCGCCGCUCGCUACCCCGCCGACACCGGCGCUCUUCCGCUCCCUCGCGCGCGGGAAGGCGCGCCUCGCCGAGCCGGAGGAGGAGCAUGCCUUCCGCGACGGGUUCAGUAACUCGUAUGGCCUGUGGCGCGGGGACGGCUUCGAGCUCGACGACGACGCUAGCGAGCACCGCGGCGAGAGCUCGCACAGCCCACAGCAGGGCACGCUGCCGCGAGGCGUGCUCACCCCGCCGCCGCCGCCCGCGCCCGCCCGCGUCGCGUCGCCCCCGCCCCAGCUGCCCGCGCAGACGUUUGCGCCGCUCUACUCGCCCACCUCGGCGCCGGGGGGGACAGGGGACAUCGACGACGACUCGUCCCCUGCGUCGUCGACGUCCAUGUCGACGACGAGCUCGCGCUCGCGGUCUGGCUCGGCUUCGCUCAGUGCCGCUGUUCGCAGGCGGCUGGACUCGUCCAAGCGCCUCUUCCGCCGGGGGGAGGACGAGGGCGCGGCGCCCGGCACCGGCUCCGCGACGCCUGCAGCAGCAGCCGUGACGCUCGAGGCUGAUCCCUCCCCCAUGUCCAGGCUACGGUCGACGCUCCGCCCGCGUGCCCGCACCAACUCGGGCUCGAUGACUGACUCGACCUCGUCCUUCUUCACUUCGUUUGCCAUCUCACCUGCUGCGUCGACGUCGAGCGCGGCCUCGAGCCCGGUGCUUCGCUCGUUCCCACCACCACCAGACGACGGCAACAUGGAGCAACAGCAGCAGCAACAACAACAACAGCGUCACAAGCUCUUCCGGCCCCGCGGGCAGGGCCUGCGCCGGCGGAGCACGCUCGGGCUGGCAGGGCUUAGCUUGACUCAGGUCGAGCCACAGCCCCUCCAGCCCCGCCCGUUCUCCGUCGUCGUCUCGUCUGCCGGCGUGCGCGCGCACGCUCCAGAGGCGACGGCGCCUGUCGGCACCGACGAGCUGGUAUGGGGCACGCUGUCGUACCGCGCUGUCCCGGAAGCCGUCAAGGUCGACCUUUUCUCCACGAUGCUGCCCCGUGAACUCAAGGUCGCCGUCUUCAAGGCUCUCCUAAGCGGCUGGAAGGCCAGUGGCGCGGGCGCCCGCCUCGAGGGAGAGAAUGGCGGGCGGAGGGAGCUGAUCCGGUUGAGUCGGGUUUCCAAAGAGUGGCGAUCGCUGGUCUACGACGGCCAGCUGUGGGCAAACUUUGACCUGACUGCCUUUGCUGGCAAGCUCCACCCGGCGACGAUGCGGCAGAUCCUGCGCCACUCGCGCGCAUUCGUCCGCACGCUCACAUGCCAGGGCAUGGAGACGCUACCUGGGUCGUCGCUGACCGGGCGCGACCUUCUCGAUCUGUGGAGCACCGACAGCUACCCCAUCCCGCGGCUGAGCCCCAGCUUCUCAUCGCUGACCACCCUCGACCUCCGUGGCGCGCACGGCAUCACGACGCCCGACAUCAUCGCCGUCGUGCAGAUCUCGCCGGGCCUCAAGAAGCUCAACCUCAAGGGAUCGCGCCUGCACCUCAGCCACCUCCUCGCCACCGUCGCUGACAAUGUCGACGGGCUCGAGGAGCUCGACGUGUCGCGCUGCUGGUCUCUCGAGUUUCUCGAUGUCGAAGCGUUCAUCGCGCGCCUGAACGCCCAGCAGCGCGCCGCACUCAAGUCGCUGCGUAUCUCUGGCCUGCCUGCAGCGACUACCAAUCACCUACUCCAAAAGCUCGCGACGCUGCCCAACCUCCACACGCUCGACCUCCUCGGAUGUCGCUGGCUGGCCCAUGACGACAUCAAGGAGUACAUUGACGCGCUGGACGGCCGCCCGAGCCCCCUCCGCCACCUCGUCAUCUCUAGCUGCACCAACCUCACGACCGAGGCCAUUGACCUACUCGUCGGCCACGUGCCCGAGAUGCGCAUGUUUGAGGCGGCCAACCUCGAGGCCGUCUUCUACAUUGACCCGCCGCCGACGCUCGCCCGGCUGGUCCGCUCCAUGCCCAAGAUUGAGCGCCUCGACCUCGAAGGUACAGGCAGAUAUGGCGGCGUGUGCGACCGGAUGCUGUACGAGCUCAUCCCUGGCGCGUGCCCCGGUUCGCCGCUUGUCAUUAGCCAGCUCGUUGAGCUGCGCAUCGGCUCGGCAAAGCACGUCACGACACAGGCGCUGUCCACCCUCGUGACCAGCCUCCCACGCCUGGCGCGCCUCGAGGCAGACGGCACCGAGGCGGACAACGCCCUCGUGCGCGCCUUUCUCAACAAGCACGGGCGGGACCCGGACGCGGCACUGUGCCUCGUCGACUGCCACAGGCUCACACCCGAAAUAUACCCCGAGAUCCAGUACAAGACGCGCGCGCGCGAGGGCUGGGACGACUACCAGGCGCUGCCGUUCACCUACUCGCGCGCCGAGGUCGCCGCACUGCCUGUCAUCAAGACAUUCUGGGCGUGGCGCAAGGUCGCUGCGCCGAAACAGUGGCGCGACGCCCGCGAGAACGGCGAGAACAAGCGCCGCGGGUCGGGCGGCGAGGUCUCUGGCCGCCGCGGGUCGACGCCCACGCGCCUAUGGUGGCGCGACAUUGACGAGAUUGAGCGCGGCGCCUGUGUUGUGCAGUAGUGUGCACACUACACAUUUGUAUCUCUGUUGUGCCAUAUCAUCUAUCAAGUGUCGUUGUAUCCCAUAUUCAUGCAGGC
This is a messenger RNA of Vanrija pseudolonga, 2858 nucleotides long. RefSeq names its product S-phase kinase-associated protein 2 (gene Skp2). Lineage: Eukaryota; Fungi; Basidiomycota; Tremellomycetes; Trichosporonales; Trichosporonaceae. Gene Ontology annotation, molecular function: protein binding. The record is from RefSeq and is a predicted model, not a curated record. The transcript is spliced from 2 exons. Gene Ontology annotation, cellular component: cytoplasm. Bases 1 to 2781 code for a protein of 926 amino acids.